This is a messenger RNA of Oxyura jamaicensis (ruddy duck), 795 nucleotides long. RefSeq names its product ripply transcriptional repressor 2 (gene RIPPLY2). The record is from RefSeq and is a predicted model, not a curated record. Lineage: Eukaryota; Metazoa; Chordata; Aves; Anseriformes; Anatidae. Gene Ontology annotation, cellular component: nucleus. Gene Ontology annotation, biological process: negative regulation of transcription by RNA polymerase II; embryonic pattern specification. The coding region runs from base 256 to 660 and encodes 134 amino acids. The transcript has 3 exons.
GGGCUCCCCCCGAGGCCGGGCAGCGGCCAUGUGUCCUCUGGAGUGUGAUUAACACCCCGUCGCCAAACCUCCCCCCCUCCCGGGGCCAUUUGGGGCAUGCACGCGUCCGCGCUCCGCGUUUACACUGCGGCGCCUUUUUGUUGAUGGCGCUGGCAGACGAGCCGGGGGAGGUGGGCUCCGCCGCCGCGGGGUAUAAAAGCAGCCCCGGGCAGGGUGAGGAGAAGCGAGGCGGUGACGGGAGCCGUGUGGUGGAGCAUGGAGGUCGGCGGGGUGUGCUGCGGCCGCCCCCGGGGCUUCUCGCCCCUCUCUUCCCCAUCUUCCCCCCCGCGCCGCUGCCGCCGCCAUCACAGCGUCCCGGCUCUCACGGCCCUGCCCUCGCCCCGCAGCCCCGCGCCCUUCUGGAGGCCCUGGCUGCCCGGCCCCGCUGUGCCCCGCAGCCCCUGCGGGCUGGCGCAAGGCUCCCGCAAGCUGGCGCAGUACGCGCACCCCGUCAGACUAUUUUGGCCCAAAUCGAGGUGCUAUGAUUACUUAUAUCAGGAAGCUGAAGCACUUCUGAAAAACUUUCCAGUUCAAGCUACAAUUUCCUUUUAUGAAGACUCAGACAGUGAAGAUGAUGAAGAUGACCUGGAACAAGACUCAAGAACAGAAUCAGACUGCUGACUGCAAGAAAGGCCAACCAAGGAUACUUCUAAGUUUUAAUUUAAGCUUAAUAUAAACAUGUAUUAUAGUAUUUUUAAAGAUAAUUUAUUUGUAUGUAAGUUAUUCUUAAUAAAACUUGAAUGUUUUGUAACUUUA